Messenger RNA from Knipowitschia caucasica, 1815 nucleotides. The record is from the annotation of a GenBank genome assembly. NCBI's taxonomy places the organism in Eukaryota, Metazoa, Chordata, Actinopteri, Gobiiformes, Gobiidae.
AUGUCCCAUCUGUGCCGCCUCCGCCGCGGCUCUGAGGAAAUGGAAGUGCGGUCACGCAGAGGACACGGCCGGGUUCAAAAGGCCACGCAGCUUUGUCCACUUUGUCUGGGACUCGUGAGCGCGCGCGAGGGAGGGCCCCGGGGACGCGCAUGGCUGGAGGGGGCUCGUGAGGGCGGCAGUGGAGUCCGUAACACAGGGACGACUGCAGCACAGGGACGUCUGCAGCACAGGGACGUCUGCAGCACAGGGACGUCUGCAGCACAGGGACGUCUGCAGCACAGGGACGUCUGCACCACAGGGACGGCUGCAGCACAGGGAUGGCUGCAGCACAGGGACAUCUGCAGCACAGGGAUGGCUGCAGCACAGGGAUGGCUGCAGCACAGGGACGGCGGCAGCACAGGGACGGCUGCAGCACAGGGACGUCUGCAGCACAGGGACGUCUGCAACACAGGGACGUCUGCAGCACAGGGACGUCUGCAGCACAGGGACGUCUGCAGCACAGGGACGUCUGCAGCACAGGGACGACUGCAGCACAGGGACGACUGCAGCACAGGGACGACUGCAGCACAGGGACGACUGCAGCACAGGGACGUCUGCAGCACAGGGACGUCUGCAACACAGGGACGUCUGCAGCACAGGGACGUCUGCAGCACAGGGACGUCUGCAGCACAGGGACGUCUGCAGCACAGGGACGUCUGCAGCACAGGGACGGCUGCAGCACAGGGAUGGCUGCAGCACAGGGAUGGCUGCAGCACAGGGACAUCUGCAGCACAGGGAUGGCUGCAGCACAGGGACGUCUGCAGCACAGGGACGGCUGCAGCACAGGGACGUCUGCAGCACAGGGACGUCUGCAACACAGGGACGUCUGCAGCACAGGGACGUCUGCAGCACAGGGACGUCUGCAGCACAGGGACGUCUGCAGCACAGGGACGGCUGCAGCACAGGGAUGGCUGCAGCACAGGGACAUCUGCAGCACAGGGAUGGCUGCAGCACAGGGACGUCUGCAGCACAGGGACGUCUGCAGCGCAGGGACGUCUGCAGCACAGGGACGUCUGCAGCGCAGGGAUGGCUGCAGCACAGGGAUGGCUGCAGCACAGGGACGUCUGCAGCACAGGGACGGCUGCAGCACAGGGACGGCUGCAGCACAGGGACGUCUGCAGCACAGGGACGGCUGCAGCACAGGGACGUCUGCAGCACAGGGACGUCUGCAGCGCAGGGAUGGCUGCAGCACAGGGACGGCUGCAGCACAGGGACGUCUGCAGCACAGGGAUGGCUGCAGCACAGGGACGGCUGCAGCACAGGGACGUCUGCAGCACAGGGACGUCUGCAGCACAGGGAUGGCUGCAGCACAGGGACGUCUGCAGCGCAGGGAUGGCUGCAGCACAGGGACGUCUGCAGCACAGGGACGUCUGCAGCACAGGGAUGGCUGCAGCACAGGGACGGCUGCAGCACAGGGAUGGCUGCAGCACAGGGAUAUCUGCAGCACAGGGACGUCUGCAGCACAGGGACGUCUGCAGCACAGGGAUGGCUGCAGCACAGGGACGGCUGCAGCACAGGGAUAUCUGCAGCACAGGGACGUCUGCAGCACAGGGACGUCUGCAGCACAGGGACAUCUGCAGCACAGGCGCCGGAUGGGGGGGUUCAGGUGAGGCUCGGGGUUCAGGGGCCGGGGGCCAGGGGCUCGGGGUUCAGGGGCCGGGGGCUCGGGGUUCAGGGGCCGGGGGCUCGGGGUUCAGGGGCCGGGGGCUCAGGGUUCAGGGGCCGAGGGGCUCAGGUGAGGCUCCUGUGAUGCGUCUGUGGCUCAGACUCAUCUAA